Molecule: messenger RNA, 1365 nt
Organism: Symbiodinium natans
Lineage: Eukaryota; Dinophyceae; Suessiales; Symbiodiniaceae
Source: the annotation of a GenBank genome assembly
AUGGCAGAGGCAGGCGAACCUUUGCUUCCCGCGUCGGAGAAGGAGAAAGGGGCCAAGGAGGCCAAAGAUGUCUCCGGCGGAGUGCUCCACUCACAUCUGCCCCUGGAUGUCCGAAAGCAAUGGUAUGCCAUUGCCCUGAGUAAGGAUCUUCCGAAGGCCAAGCCUGGUCAAGUCGGUGCGGCUGCGGCGGCCCCAAUGUCUACAUCGCUGCUGGGAGAUCCGCUGGUGCUUUGGAGGGAUCUGGAGGGGAAGGCUUUCUGCGUGGCGGACAAGUGCCCACAUCGCUCGGCGCCGCUAUCACUUGGGAAGGUGAACGGGGACACGGGGCACAUGGAGUGCAUCUAUCACGGCUGGCAGAUUGAUGGAUUGUCCGGGCGAGUCGUGGAAAUCCCGGCCAUCAUGGAAGACAAGACCAUCCCUUCCAACGCGAAGGUGCGAGUCUACGCGCUCUAUGAGCAGGAUGGCGUUGUGUAUGUUUGGGCGGGUGAUGCCGAGGAUGCUGUAGGAGCAGCGAGCCCUCCAAGGGACACAAGUGACUCUGGAAUGCCAUUAGCUGACUCCAGCAGUGGCUUUGUGAUGUCGGCUAUGUGUGUGGACUUGCCCAUCGACCAUGCGCUCAUGGUCGAAAACUUGUUGGACCCUGCGCACAUUCCGUUUGCCCACGAGGGCACCAUUGGUAGCCGCAAGAAGAUUGAGCGCCUUCAGAUGACAGUGACGAAAACUACCAAUGGGCUUCGCGGCUCUGUGAAAGAAGGAUACUACAAUGGCUUCGAAGCUCCUUGCAAUAUCAUCCUGCACACACCGCCAGUUCCUGGAAAGAUGGAUAUGUAUCAGUACGUGGCGUGCACUCCGACGGCACCCGGUCAAAUGCGAAUGGUCUACCGUGCUUAUCGCAACUUUGCCAAGUGGGCGGAGAAGAUCCCACCGAUCCGGCGAAUCUUCGAAGACAUGAGCAAGAAGAUCAUCUUCCAGGAUUACCAGCUUCUCCUCGGGCAGCAGCUGCGCCUUCGCGAGGGCGCGCUCCCAUGGAACAGCACCAUUCAAGUGGACUGUCUGCCUUUAGCCUACCGGCGAUAUUGGCAGCGAACGUAUGGAAAGCGCAGUGAGGGACCCUGGUGGCGUGGAUGGGAUGGGAAGCUGGAGGUGGAAGAUCUGGACAGACUUGGCUCUUGGGACAAAGAGUUCGACUGCAAUGGCUGCGCGGUGCCCAAGAAGCCACAUCAUCCUCAGAAUGUUCUCGAAAUCCCUGGUGCAGCCGGACAGCCACUUCGGCCAGCGGGCCCUGCGCCAUGGUGGAAGUUGUGGGCGCCUCCACUUGCUGCUGCGCUCCUCGCGGCAAUCCUCACGCGCAAGGCAACUUCUUAG